Etheostoma cragini (Arkansas darter) is the source of this 4481-nucleotide messenger RNA. RefSeq names its product leucine-rich repeat-containing G-protein coupled receptor 6 (gene lgr6). The record is from RefSeq and is a predicted model, not a curated record. Lineage: Eukaryota; Metazoa; Chordata; Actinopteri; Perciformes; Percidae. The coding region runs from base 501 to 3407 and encodes 968 amino acids. Gene Ontology annotation, cellular component: membrane. The transcript is spliced from 18 exons. Gene Ontology annotation, molecular function: protein binding; protein-hormone receptor activity. Gene Ontology annotation, biological process: G protein-coupled receptor signaling pathway.
GGGCCCCUCCUACUUUCCGGAGAUGCUCCAGCCCAUCCCUAAAUUGUGGGCCAAUGAGGGUGGCUCAUUCACAACAUAUGCGAUCCUUCUACAAUAGGUAAGGAGAGGGAGACAGAGAGAGAGCAAGAGAUAUAUAUAUAUACAAGGAGUGAGAGAGAGGGAGAAAGAGUGACUGUGUUUGGGGGGGAAAGAUGAUGAGGAAAGAGAGGGCAGAGUAACAAGGAAAAGAGGCAACAAAGUUAACCCCUGGGGAUGAAGUGCUGACAGAGGAAUAGAGAGAUGAGGAGAUAGGACUUGUGACAGGGACAGACAACCUGCACAGGAGAAAAAGGCAGUAGGAGGCUUUUGAACAGUGACAGGAUCCAGGAUUUGGAAACACAAAGAAACAUUGGAACCUCCUCACUUGAUCAAAGCUGCUUCUUUGAAUAUCAGAAUCCAAAGAGAGUGUGACAAGACAGAAAUCUCUACAGGUGUAGUUGCAGACAGGUGGACAUUCAGGCAUGUUGCCUGUGCUUCUGUUUCUCUAUGUGGCUGGAGGAGUUUGGGGGUCUGUCCCCAGAGUGUGGGGGUACGGACGGAUCCAGGACGGACAGGGACCGGCAGCCCCGCUGUGCCCAUCUCCGUGCCAGUGUGAAGAAGAUGGGAUCUUCAUCAUGGUGGACUGCUCCGAGUUGGGACUAUCGUCUGUGCCGACCAACCUCAGCCCUCUCACCACUUACCUGGAUCUGAGCAUGAACAACAUCAGUGAGAUCAAGCCCAGAGCCUUCCACCGACUGCAGCUGUUAUCAGAACUGCGUAUCUCAGGGAAUCAGCUGAGGUAUAUCUCUGGCCACGCUCUCCAGGGUCUCCACAACCUCAAAGUUCUGAUGCUACAAAACAACCAACUACAGAGACUUCCGGAUGAUGCCCCAUGGGACCUACCCAACCUACUGUCCCUGCGUCUUGAUGCUAACCUGUUGUCUGAGGUUCCGGCUGGGGCCUUUAGAGGGGUUCGCUCCCUGAGACACCUGUGGUUGGAUGACAACUCCCUAACAGAGAUCCCAGUGACGGCGCUGGACUCUCUGCCCUCCCUGCAGGCCAUGACUCUGGCCCUCAACCAGAUCACACACAUCCCAGAUUAUGCAUUCACCAACCUCUCCGCCCUUGUCGUAUUGCACCUCCAUAACAACCAAAUCAAGAGCAUGGGUGCGAAAUGUUUUGAAGGCUUACACAGUCUGGAGACACUGGAUUUAAACUACAAUGAUUUGCAGGAGUUCCCUGUGGCCAUCAGGACACUGAAUAAGCUUCAGGAACUGGGCUUCCAUAACAACAAUAUCAAAGCCAUCCCUGAGAGGGCCUUCGUGGGAAACCCUCAGCUCCAAACUCUUCAUUUCUAUGAAAACCCCAUCCAGUUUGUGGGAAAAUCCGCUUUCCAGUUCUUACCUAAGUUGCACACGCUUUCCCUUAACGGGGCAACACAGAUUCAAGAGUUUCCCGAUCUAAAAGGAACCACCAGCCUGGAAAUUUUGACGCUGACUCGGACUGGUCUCUCAGCCCUCCCUCUGGAUCUAUGUGAGCAGCUGCCUCGCCUCAGAGUGCUGGAGCUGUCCUACAACCAGAUUGAGGCUCUGCCCAGCUUUUACCGCUGCUCUGCACUGCAAGAGAUAGGGCUACAACAUAACCAAAUCAGAAGGAUAGAGUCAAGCACCUUCCAGCAGCUCACCUCUCUAAGAGCACUGGAUCUGAGCUGGAAUAUGAUUGAGUGGAUCCACUUGGAUGCCUUUGCCUCGCUUCACUCUUUGAUCAAACUGGAUCUGAGUGAGAACCAUCUCAGCUCCCUACCUUUUGUUGGUUUGGGGGGUCUAACUCAUCUCAAGCUGAGGGGAAACAAAGAAUUGUAUGAGGCCUUCAGUCCUGAUUACUUCCCCCGUAUGAGGGUAAUAGAGAUGCCUUAUGCCUACCAGUGCUGUGUGUAUGGUUCCUGUGAUAGCUACAAGCAGGAAGGCCAGUGGGACACAGAGCAGAGCAACACUGACGAGGACCUACACAGGAGGACUUUAGCCAUGUACCCUAGCCAUGCUGACACACACUAUGACCCUGACCUGGAGGAGUUCCAACUGGAAAUAGAGGAAUCCAAACUACAGACCAGUGUCCAAUGCACACCCACUCCAGGUCCUUUCCGUCCAUGUGACUCGCUGUUGGGCAGCUGGCUGGUUCGUUUGGGCUUGUGGUCCAUCUCCUUGGUGUCUCUUCUGGGGAACUCCCUCCUGCUCCUCUCCCUCUUCGGCUCACCCGGCUACCUGUCACCUCUCCGUUUCACCGUGGCCUGCAUGGGUGCUUCCAACCUGCUGACGGGUGUGUGUACAUGCACACUAUCCCUUGUGGAUGCUCUAACUCUGGGAGAGUUUGGUCACCACGGUGCCCGCUGGGAAGGGGGUCCUGGUUGUCAAGCGACGGGAUGGGUCUGGGUGUUUGCAUCUGAGGCAAGUGUGUUGCUGCUGACACUGGCAGCUGUUCAGUGUGGCGUGAGUGUGACAUGUGCCCGUGCCUAUGGGAAGUCCCCAUCCUUUGGGAGUGUGCGCACAUGUGCACUUUUCUGCCUCACUCUCUCCCUCACUCUUGCUUCUCUCCCAUUGGUAGGAGUUGGGGAGUACAGGUCCUCACCUUUCUGCCUUCCCUCACCUCUGCCACCCCCAUCCUCUCGACUACCAUCCACUCUGGGCUUUCCCUUGGCGCUCAUUAUGAUGAACACCCUGUGCUUGCUUAUAGUCACAGGAUCAUACAUCCGCCUAUACUGGGAGUUACUUAGGGGAGAGUGUGAGGGCCUGUGGGACUGCGCUAUGAUCAAACACGUUGCCUGGCUAAUAUUCACAAAUGGCCUCCUCUAUGUACCUGUAGCUUUUCUCUCCCUCUGCUCCCUCCUGGGUCUCCUCUCUCUGGGCGAGGAGGUGUUAAAAUCAGUUCUCCUGCUUCUCCAGCCCCUGCCUGCCUGCCUCAACCCCCUCCUCUUCCUCCUCUUCACACGAGACCACUCACAGUUUUUCUUCUGGCCUCACCCCAAAGCGCGACCUCAGCUACGCCGAGAUCGCACCCUGGACUCGCUGGUUUCUGUGGAAACAGAAAAGAGCUCCUGCUCCGAUUCGUCGACACAGGUAUCACUCGCGGAUGCGGAUGCCCUUUACAGUGGGGGGUCCUCUCUCCAACCCCGACUGGACACAAUCAGAUUUUCCCACUGCUCCUCUACUUCCUCUGUUCCUCUCAUCCCUUGCCAGAUACCCACUCCCACAGCCAAAGAUAGAGACAGAGUGACUGGAGGAGGGAGCCUGAAUGACGAUGAAUGUCUGAAGGGUUUGGAUCAAGAUGUGAUUUAUAACACUUGUCCUCUGUAUCACUCUACCAUGACUCCCUCUCUGAACUCUCCUCCAUGAGUCACCAAGCUAGCUGUGUGAAUAGCUGGGACACUAUGGACACUUAAAGGACCACCAUCGAACAGCAGCAGCAAGAUCAGCUCUGGGUUUCAAUCCUCAAGCAUCUCAGAAUGAGUCCACACAGACUAUAGAGUACUCAAGGGAAGUCUAUGAGAACACAACAAGGUGCCUCUGAAAAUUAAGAGUGAAACUAAAAGUUCCAUUCACAGUUAAGACUAUUAAAGGAACACCACAAUACAUGUCCGUUAAAAUAAAGGACAAAUUCAGACACUACCCAGUGGACUGCUUCAGUCAUGGACGUGCAUGACAAAAAAAAAAAAGCUCCAAUAAAAGCUGUUAACUAGAUGAAAAAUCUAAGCAUCAGACAAAUCAAUGGUUUAACCAGGGGAAAUUUAUUUAGAACCAGUAGAACUUUAAGUGUAAAUGUUUAUACUGAAAUGUGAUCAUGAGACAUGCAGCUUAGAGGUUACAGAUUGUUUGGUUAUAUUCUAAGUGGAGUUAUCUUAUUUGUUUUUGUAAUGUUUUUUUAAUGUAAGUUCAACCCUAUUGCAAAAGGUCAGUUUCAAAGAAAAGGAGUCAUUAUCAGACACACCGGGACUUUUUUUGUUUACCAGAGUAAGCUAAAAUCUUUAAUUCCCAGAAAUGUUAUUCAGAUAUUUUUCUUUGCAAUUGUGGAAAAUCUGUUAUGAGAAUGUUUAUCUAGCAAAAAAAUGCAACAGGUAACCGAUCACACAGUUUCAAACAGUUUACAUGAUUUUGUCUCAAAUGUGCAAAUUAGCCCAACCAUCAGCAAGCAGUUAUACAGACUUAAUGGGAUCUAGCUAUCUUUCUACAGACAUUACAGUAGGCUAGCGAUAUGUACAAUGUAACUACCUCUGAACUAGCAUGGUAUUGACUCACUACAGCCUUAUGAUGUCUGUCUCUCCUUUUAUAUGAUAAACAGCAAAUAUAUAAUUUUAUAUAAAAAAAUAAAUCCUUAGUAAAAUAAACUUGCUAUUUAGGAUGUACAUACUUUGUAUACAACUGGUAAGCAUAUGUUUGAAUAAAAUGAUUAUCUUCAUACUGUAUAAACCA